AUGGUCUCUGACGACGAAAAGCUGCUGCCUCAGCAGCUUCCCCGUGACGAUAAUGGUCUCGGAUCGUUCAGAUUUCCGUGGCAAGCCUCACCACAACCGUCGCAGCAACAAUGGCCACUUGAGGAUGAGGAGGUGUCCCGGAUUCGGCAUGCAGCUACAGAUCCCUCAAGGCUUUCCUACUCUUCAUACGACUUUGGGAGUACGCGAUCUUCGACUUCGGAUGUAGGCUCGGCAGAACAGGGACGUUUCUACCGCGAAUACAACUUGAACUUUGGACGCCGGCGGUCUUCGAUUUCAGAUAUAGCCCCGGCAGAACAGAGGCCUUUCCGCACCUCACAUGGCUUUGGGAGUACGCGGUCUUCGACUUCAGAUGUAGGCCCGACAGAACAGAGGCUUUUCCAGUCCUCACACGGCUUUGGGAGUACGCGGUCUUCGAUUUCCGAUGGGGCGCCGGCGGAACAAGGACUUUCCCACCCUGAAUACAACUUUGGAACUAGGCGGUCUUCGAUUUCAGAUGUACCGCCGGCAAGACGGGGCCUCUUCCACCCUGAAUUCGACUUUGGACGCCGGCGGUCUUCCCUCCCUGUUAUAACUGCCCCUCAAGAAGCAGUGACUACCGAAAAUGGACGGGUUUCACCUCGACGGCGACGCUCAAACUCGUUACCCAUGAUUGCCAGUACGCCACCCAGUCCUACCUUCGCGAGACCUGAAAAGCGGAAGGUCAUUUUCACCAUGAGUCCAUAUCGGAGGGAUACGCGAUUUCAUAGGCCUGGCGAACAACUUCUUGCGACCUUCAAGGGCGAGCGUCUCGUGGAGGAGCCCGAGGAAGAGUUCGAGCCCCUUGAGCGUUCCGAAACUCGAGCAAGUGUGCGAAGCUUGGAGAAAUGGCACCAUUUGAAAAAGAGACGCUCACAGAAGGUGCGAAGUAAACUGGCGCAGCGGAUAUUUCAGUAUUCUGUGUACCUCUUCUUGAUCUGUUUUGUCUAUUUCGUCCUCAUUGGACGUCCAAUAUGGGGUGGAGGGGUGUACUACAUCUGGUAUGUGAUGAAGUAUGUUUACACCAUCCAAGCAGGAUGCGCUAUAUUCGUCAGCAUAGGUUUCUUCUAUGCCGCAGGAUCGUUGCUUGUUCAUUACGAACCGGACCCAGCCCCGAUCCCUCCGGAAGAGUUCCAAGCUCAUAUCGAAAAAGCCAGCAGUACAGCACUGAUCAUUCCGUGCUACAAGUCUGCCGGAGCCAUCGAAGCGACGAUAAAAGCCGCGUUGAAGACUUUUCCGCCCGAAAACAUCUACGUGGUGGCUAAUGGCAACAGUCCUACACCGUUGGACGAGACGGAGGAUGUCAUCCGACCUUACAAAGUAAACCAUAUCUGGGUACCGGUCGGCUCCAAGAUUGUGGCCCAGUUCGUGGGCGCGUACGCGGCAUAUAAAUUUCAAUACGUCCUGAUGAUUGACGACGAUUGCCUGCUUCCAGCCGCGUUUCCCAUCGUCUCAGACCGGAUCCAGCCAGGCAACAAACGCGGGGCGAUCAAGUGUGUCGGCUACACAAUCAAAGCAACGGGGCCGAAUGGAUCGAAGGGUACGAUAGUCCAGCAGUUGCAAGACCUCGAGUACAAGCUAUCUGGCAUGCAGCGCACAUUCGCAGGUAAAUGGGGUAGUGCAACAUUCGCCCAUGGUGCCAUUGCGCUCUGGGAUCGAGAUUUCGUCCUCAAAUGUUUUCGGCAUCAUCCAGGAUUCAAGAUCUCCGAAGACUGGUUCUUCGGUCUGACGAGUCGCAACCUUGGGGGCAGGAUAGUCAUGUGCUCAUCCGUCCUUGUCGAGACUGAAGUGCCUUCUGGGUUGUUCGUUGGCGCUGGCUCCCGGGGCGGGUUUGGCGAGAUGACCGUUUAUAAGCAGCGGUUUUUUCGGUGGAAUUUCUUCUUCUUAUUCCGGCAGUGGCAUGAUUGGCAACAUAUCCUAUUCAAAUGGAAGCUUGGUGUCUACUCGGUCGGGUCAAAAGUUUAUACCUUUCAGGAGAGUUAUGAAACGAUUCUGUACAUUACUGGUCCGAUAUUGCUGUCAGUCGCAUUCGCCAUCGAGCCUGCAUUCAUGGGCAUGAUGACGGGGGUUGUGAUGGGCAUGUACUUUGUCAUUGUCAAUAUCUUCAACGAGGUGACCCUACGAAGAAAAGGGGAGAUGGUAUCUCGAAAAGUUGUCGUGUUUUAUUACUUGCCGUACAAGUUCGUGCUGCGACUCAUGAACACGGCCUCAGUGUACUACUCCAUGUAUAAGUACGCACAGUAUUUUGCGACCAGGCAUCCUUCAAUCAUCGAGGACGACCAAGCUGUAGAGUUGGUCGUUUGCUCGAAGAGGAGACCGAGUCAAAUGCCUGCUGUGCCUGAAGAGGGCCGACCUUCGUUCUUGAGGAGGUUGAGCAGUUUCGGGAGGAGUAAGAGUGUUGAUAGGAAGAAGUCUCACGCAUGA
Exophiala xenobiotica is the source of this 2460-nucleotide messenger RNA. RefSeq lists its product as uncharacterized. The record is from RefSeq and is a predicted model, not a curated record. The coding region runs from base 1 to 2460 and encodes 819 amino acids. The transcript is spliced from 6 exons. NCBI's taxonomy places the organism in Eukaryota, Fungi, Ascomycota, Eurotiomycetes, Chaetothyriales, Herpotrichiellaceae.